AUGGCGCAGAUGCGAGUACAGGGCAGUUACGGCAUCGGACAGCCGAACCCCUUUGGCGGGCCGAGCGAGGACAAGACAGAACAGAGUCCUCUCGACGCAAUCCGGCAGCAGACGAGCAAGAUUGAGGAUCUUCUUGACACGAUCAGCGAGCCCAUCAAGCCCUAUCUCCCCGCCAUCGGCCGCGGCCUCAUCGUCGUAACCUUUAUCGAGGACGCUCUCCGAAUAAUAACACAAUGGAGCGACCAGCUGCUCUACCUGCAUGAGUACCGCCACAUCCCUUCCGGCUUGACGCAUCUCUUCCUCCUCGUCAAUGUGAUUGCCAUGGCGACCUGCUCGACCCUCGUCAUCAUCCGGAAACAUUCCGAGUACGCCGUGUGCGGCCUGAUGGGCGUUGUCGUGACGCAGGCCCUCGGCUACGGCCUCAUCUUUGACCUUAACUUCUUUUUGCGGAACCUCUCGGUUCUGGGCGGCCUCAUGAUGGUGCUUUCGGACAGCUGGGUGCGCAAGUCCAAGGCGUUUGCGGGCCUGCCCCAGAUCGAGGAGAAGGACCGCAAGAUGUACUUCCAGCUGGCCGGCCGCGUACUGCUCAUCUUCUUGUUCAUCGGCUUCGUCUUUAGCGGCCAGUGGUCCGUCUGGCGCGUCAUCGUCUCAAUGGUCGGCUUGGUGGCCUGCAUCAUGGUUGUGGUUGGCUUUAAGGCCAAGUUCAGCGCCACGUUGCUGGUGGUCAUUCUGAGCAUUUUCAACGUGCUGGUGAACAACUUUUGGACGCUCCAUGAGCACCACCCCCACAAGGACUUUGCCAAGUACGAUUUCUUCCAGAUUCUGUCGAUUGUUGGCGGCCUUCUGCUGCUCGUUAACAGCGGUCCGGGCCAGUUCAGCAUCGACGAGAAGAAGAAGGUCUACUAAGCCAUGCCAUCAUUAUGUCGCAUCAGUUUUGGUGUUCUAAAACCUUUGGAAAACACGAAAAAAACAUGCGGUCUUGGGCGAGCAUGCCGGCUUCAGCCGUCAGGGGGCGUCGUUCGUCAUGGGACUCUCGCGGAGACCGUGAACGGGGGUAUUUCACGAAGGAGCUUGCCAUUCCGGACUGUAAGCCCAGUACCAUCGUCGUCUUUGCUAUCAAAUGCAUUGUCGUUUGACACUGCGUUGCCAUCCUUGAGAACCAGUCAUGGACGACAUUCUGGGAAGCAAAUGGGAUGUCCAACCUGCUUCUAAAAGCGAGAAGAAAAUUCGACAAGGUCAAUGAGUAAGAAGUUUGAGGUUCAAAGACUUCUGUGCAGUUCUGUGCUUUUUCACCGUGUUUGCUAUUUAUACAUUGUAGGCUUCUAUCUGCUGCAUCAUACAUAUGAGACCUAGACAAAAGGGUCCUCACCUC
This is a messenger RNA of Canariomyces notabilis, 1372 nucleotides long. Its product is annotated as SURF4-domain-containing protein. The record is from RefSeq and is a predicted model, not a curated record. Lineage: Eukaryota; Fungi; Ascomycota; Sordariomycetes; Sordariales; Chaetomiaceae. Gene Ontology annotation, biological process: Golgi organization. The coding region runs from base 1 to 906 and encodes 301 amino acids. Gene Ontology annotation, cellular component: endoplasmic reticulum; endoplasmic reticulum-Golgi intermediate compartment; membrane. The transcript has 4 exons.